Messenger RNA from Anopheles darlingi, 848 nucleotides. RefSeq names its product protein cornichon homolog 4 (gene cnir). Gene Ontology annotation, cellular component: COPII-coated ER to Golgi transport vesicle; endoplasmic reticulum membrane. The record is from RefSeq and is a predicted model, not a curated record. Bases 190 to 660 code for a protein of 156 amino acids. The transcript is spliced from 3 exons. NCBI's taxonomy places the organism in Eukaryota, Metazoa, Arthropoda, Insecta, Diptera, Culicidae. Gene Ontology annotation, biological process: endoplasmic reticulum to Golgi vesicle-mediated transport.
GGGGGGAGGAACCACAAGGAGAAUAUGCGGUCACAGUAAAAUUUGCUUCCAUAAAAGUACCAAACCUAGAUCCUAGAGCCAUGUGCGAGUUCCGCUGUUCUACUUAGCAUCGCUGUAGUACUCGUACCACACAGUUAGCAACGCCGUACCCGGCUCCCUUCGGUGUAGUGUGUGACUUCAUUCGCCAAAAUGUUUCCCGAAACGCUGGUUUUCGCACUGGCGAUGCUCAUCACCGGCGCGAUUCUGUUUCUGCUGAUCUACUUUCUCAUUAUUCUCUCAGAUCUAGAAUGUGACUAUUUGAACGCCCAACAGUGCUGCUCGAAGCUCAACUUUUGGUCCAUACCGAAGCUGGCGGGCCACGGAUUUCUGGCCUUUCUACUGCUGAUGCACGGCAACUGGUUCCUCUGCCUGGCCAACCUACCGAUGAUCGGCUGGCUGGUGUACGAGCAGUACAAGGUACCGGCCGGUAACAUUGGAAUCUACGAUCCGGCCGAAAUCCACAACCGUGGCAUGGUAAAGAAACAUCUCCGGGACACGAUGAUAGGACUCGGGUUUUAUUUGAUCAUCUUCUUCGUGUACCUCUACUGCAUGAUAAUUGCCCUACUUAAGGGCGAUCCGAUUAGGCGUCACGAGGAGGAGGAAAUAGUAACCGAAUUUUGAGCGCCCCGUUUACUCUGAUCUGAUUCUGAUUUGAUAUCCUCAAAUGCGCUCCUGCUCAAUGCGUGUGUUAUAUUUCCUUUGUCCUAGCAUUUAAAGAAAGAAGCGUGUAGUAAUGUUAGCCAAAGAUUUUGUUUCCAAAUAUUCACAUAAGAAACCGACACUUGAAAUAAACGACGAUAGAGGCUCUC